GUUAAACUAUGAACUCACGCGAAGCACCGGCAUCCAUCACUGCUAUUCGUAAUCCAAACAGUUUGUUGGCCAGCAUGCCUCCCAGACCUGCUUUGUCAGACGCUGCGCUGUUCUCCGUCGUACUGACUAUUCGUGAAACUGGACGUCGCCUCGGUAUGAGUGAUUGCGCUGUAGCCACUGCGUGCACUAUUCUGCAUCGGGCAUUGCGCGUUCUCACGACGGGAGACGAGCAACCGGACACCAGCAAGCCUUCUUCCACCAUGAAUGGAGAUACAGAUACGAGUCCGGAUGCAAUCGAUCACUCGUUCCGACACAGCCUCGGCGAUAUUGAUCCUUACACUAUCGCGAUGGCCUCGAUCAGUUUAGGUGGCAAAGUGCAGGAAGAGCAUCAGCGCCUCCGGGACGUCAUUGUGGCCUUCUACCGUAGUUUACACAAAAAUCGUCGCCCACCUCUGGACGUCGGGGAUGACUACGAUCGUUUACGUGAGAGCCUCGUCCAAACGGAGUUGUUUCUCAUGCGAUUGUUAGCAUUUCACGUGCGUCGACCUCCGCUGCCUCACUCUUAUCUGGUACACUACCUGCAUUCUCUGCUCCACUGGGUCGGCAAAGGCAUUGCGCAGCCCUGCGGAGGUGAUCUCAGUGCUGGUGCUCCGAUGGGUGCUACCCCUUUGAACGCGGCCACAGUUGCGUUGGCACGACUGCCAGGGUUAGCGUGGUCUAUACUGGCUGAUUCGUAUCACUCUCCAAUUUGUCUAGACUUCUCCCCGGAGCACAUUGCAGCCGCCAUACUUCAUCUGGCCUUACGCAUCGCCGGUGUUGAGAUACCGGGAAACCGGCACUCUGAAAUGGCUUGGUGGCAAGCAAUAUCGGACACAUUGUCUCGGGAGAUCGUGGAGCAGAUCCAGCUUCGCGUGAUGGAUGUCUACGCUAUUGAUGAUCGUAUGAAAUCUACAUCCCAGCAUCGAUUUUCUGACGACUUCUGAAUUUACAUCAAAUCUCACCCAUUCCGUGCAUUGGUCAACCAAAGUCCUACGCGAUUCUGACGGAUUUUUAGUCGUUGCAUUUUCUCAUCCCGCAUGUUCAGCUCCCGGCGAACGGCUCUUUUGUAAUGUUGCACUUCUAUAAAGCUUUUGACUCCG
Dicrocoelium dendriticum is the source of this 1139-nucleotide messenger RNA. Lineage: Eukaryota; Metazoa; Platyhelminthes; Trematoda; Plagiorchiida; Dicrocoeliidae. The record is from the annotation of a GenBank genome assembly.